Molecule: messenger RNA, 2294 nt
Organism: Ictalurus furcatus (blue catfish)
Lineage: Eukaryota; Metazoa; Chordata; Actinopteri; Siluriformes; Ictaluridae
Gene: mymk
Product: myomaker, myoblast fusion factor
Exons: 6
Coding region: 642-1502 (286 amino acids)
Cellular component (GO): plasma membrane
Source: RefSeq, a predicted model, not a curated record
UAUGAACCUCCUUUCACUGUUCAUCUAAAUUUAAGAAAGAUUUCUGUGUAGAUAGGCUGGAGUUCAUAAGACUCUACCAUCUUGCUUCCCUAAACAAAUCACAUUCUUUACACCCUUCGAACCACAUUCACGUCAAUAGAGCAGCAGUGACGCAUACAGGUGCUGUGGAUUACUCUUGUGCGGCCAACGUCAAUAAGCCAAAAGAAACAGUUGUUUCUAUAGCCACUGCUGAGGAUUGAUUCACGCAUAAGGAUCAACAUGACUAAGACUGACCAAUGAAAAAGAAAAAAGUUAAGGAAUUCAUUUUGAAGCUAACCCUUAACCAUUAAGUAGCCUUGGAAUGUUUGGUGUGGAGCACCUGGAUGAAGUUUUGACAGUGUUAAGAUGCUGUCUCAAAAAUGUCUCAAAAUGUGUUACCACAAAUGGCUUUGCUUGGUGUCACUCUUUCCUACUUUCUACAAUUUCAAAAAUGUAUGACAUAGUGGGAGCACGGGACUGUGUGGCCUCUCAAACUGCUGUACACCAACAGCUGUUCUGAUGAUGAUAGGACACAGGAAGGCCCUUAUGUUGCUCUCUGAGCCAUUUAAAUUUUAAAGAUCCUCUGAAGAGUCAGCUGUAGGCCUGUGAGUGUGUGUGUGUGUAUGUGUGUGUGUGUGUGUGUGCAGAGGGACAACUCUCCACUGUUCUUUAACUCGGUUCAGAGAUUCACAGGGUGCUUUACAUCCAGGAAAAUGGGAGCCUUUAUUGCUAAGAUGUUGUUGCCUACCAUCAGCAGUUUGGUGUUUCUGCCUGCAGCCAGUGUUGCCGCAAAGAGAGGCUUCCACAUGGAGGCCAUGGUCUACUUCUUUACAAUGUUCUUCACAUCGAUCUAUCAUGCGUGCGAUGGACCAGGCCUGUCAGUUCUGUGUUUCAUGAAAUAUGAGAUUUUGGAGUAUUUCAGCGUUUAUGGUACAUCAAUCUCUAUAUGGGUUACAUUAUUAGCUCUGGGAGAUUUUGAAGAGCCCAAGCGCUCCACGCUCACCAUGUUUGGAGUGCUUACCUCUGCUGUGAGGAUAUACCAGGACCGCUGGGGCUACGGCAUCUACUCUGGCCCCAUUGGCACAGCUGUGCUCAUGAUCACAGUCAAAUGGUUACAAAAAAUGAAAGAGAAGAAGGGCCUGUACCCAGACAAAAGUGUGUACACUCAGCAAGUGGGACCGGGAUGCUGCUUUGGAGCCCUGGCUUUGAUGCUUCGCUUCUAUUUUGAGGAGUGGGACUAUGCUUACGUGCACAGUUUUUACCACCUGUCAUUGGCUGUGUCCUUCGUACUUCUGCUGCCAAAGAAGAACCGCUAUGCAGGGACAGGGCGCAAUGCAGCCAAACUCAACUGCUACACGCUCUGCUGCUGUACAUCCCAACCUUCAGUAAAAGCGAAUGCUCGAACCAUUUGGACGACACCACAAAAGCCAUGGAUGCGGGCAUGCAGUCCUGGCCUUCCAUUUCGCCACUCGGUUACAAUGUAACACGGAAAGAUGUCUGCUACCAGCAAUUCAACAGUGUGGCCAGUUAUAUGACCUUCAGGCAAGCCAAGAAUGUGUGGGGCAACAUAGUCAUCCAGCACAACACAGAUUUUAAUGUUGAAAGAUGCCCUUGUAAAGUUUGGAGCAAAAGGCUACUAAAGGCUUAGCCUCCAAAUGUGUAGACAUAUGAAGUGGUUGUAUAAAACCAAGUAGUCAUAGGGUUACUAAGACGGCUGACGUCCAGCUGGAAAGUUUACGAGUCGCGAAACAUAGCAGACAUUUUAUUUCUCCAGAAUGAAUAAAUUGUCUUUUAAGAUGUACCUCAGGAGAGAUUGCUUGUCUACAUUUCUCUAAGAGAAAUGGCCAUUAAAUGCAGUUAAAAAUGCUGAAAAAUACCAGAACUAAAAAAAAACCAACCAAAUCUUAUUCUUCAUAUUUAUUGUCAUGUCAUUUGGUACAUCAGCCAUCUGAACACAGCUGAAAUAAACUAAAAUGUUCCAGGAACAAGAAGAAAACAAUCAUUCUGAUGUGUCUUGCAGCAGGUGGAAAGUAGUGUGUUUAUUCCAGUGUACUGACAGUUUUUUUCCCUUUGAAAUUUAUGAUGUAGUUAUGCCAACAACUGUGUAAAUAUAUUUAUUUUUUUGUAAUACCACUACUAGUUGAAGGUUGUAAUUUCAUUAUUUUUUAUAAUAAAAAUGAUCAUUUGCAUUGGAAAUGUUUCUUUUUAAUUAAAACAUUUUUUACUAUUUGUAUUUUGUUUCAUGUACUAAGUUCUCAGGACAAUUAAUCUACAUA